Molecule: messenger RNA, 1670 nt
Organism: Dichomitus squalens LYAD-421 SS1
Lineage: Eukaryota; Fungi; Basidiomycota; Agaricomycetes; Polyporales; Polyporaceae
Product: GMP synthase
Exons: 9
Coding region: 17-1636 (539 amino acids)
Biological process (GO): GMP biosynthetic process
Cellular component (GO): cytosol
Molecular function (GO): ATP binding; GMP synthase (glutamine-hydrolyzing) activity; GMP synthase activity
Source: RefSeq, a predicted model, not a curated record
UUCCUCGUCCUUCACCAUGGCUGAAAUUCACGACCAGUUCGACACCAUCCUCAUCCUCGACUUUGGCUCUCAGUAUAGCCAUCUAAUCACUAGGAGAUGUCGUGAACUGAACGUAUACGCCGAGCUGAUGCCAUGCACCCAGAAGAUCAAGGAGGUGAAGUUCAGACCAAAAGGGAUCAUUCUUUCCGGAUCGCCAUUCUCGGUCUACGACAAGGAUGCACCACAUGUUGACCCCGAGGUGUUUGAGCUUGGAGUACCCGUCCUCGGCAUUUGUUAUGGUCUUCAGGAGAUGGCGUGGAACAUGAAGGGCAAGGUGGCUAAAUGCGAGCAUCGGGAGUACGGCUUUGCCCAGGUUGAGAUAUGCAAGAUUGGUGGGGAGAACAAGGGAGUCGACGCGUUAUUCAAGGAUUUGGGCGAUGAUUUGCAGGUUUGGAUGUCGCACGGCGAUCAACUUUCUGAACUGCCGGAGGGAUUCCACGUCAUUGGCCGCACAGGAACCGCGCCAUAUGCCGCGGUAGCACACAGCUCGAAGCCUUUCUAUGGAAUACAAUUCCACCCUGAGGUCACGCACUCCAAGCGGGGAAGGGAGGUGAUCAGCAACUUCGUAGUGGGCAUCUGUGGCUGCAGACAGCACUGGACAAUGGAGGAGUUCAUUGGAAAAGAGAUCGCGCGCAUUCGCGAGAUCUGUGGACCCAAAGGUCGCGUGAUAGGGGCGGUCAGCGGCGGUGUUGAUAGUUCUGUUGCGGCGAAGCUGAUGCAUGAAGCUAUUGGCGAUCGUUUCCACGCUAUCAUGGUUGACAAUGGCGUUCUCCGUCUUGAUGAGGCGCAACAAGUGCACGAGAUGUUGAACAAAGAUCUUGGCGUAAACCUCACUGUCGUCGACGCGUCGGGCCUCUUCCUUUCGCGUCUCGAGGGCGUCGAGGACCCAGAACAGAAGCGCAAGAUCAUUGGCAACACGUUCAUCAACGUCUUCGAGACCGAGGCGGCGAAGAUUGAAGCCGAGGCUGAGAAGGAGGAGGCCAAGGGUAGCGAGGCCAAGGGCAAAAUUGAAUGGCUUCUCCAGGGUACGCUCUACCCCGACGUCAUCGAGAGUAUUAGCUUCAAGGGCCCAAGUGCGACGAUCAAGACGCAUCAUAACGUUGGCGGUCUGCUCAAGGACAUGAAAUUGAAGCUUAUCGAGCCUCUCCGGGAGUUGUUCAAGGACGAGGUCCGCGCCCUCGGUCGUCUACUCUCCAUCCCCAAUCACCUGGUCCAGCGUCACCCAUUCCCCGGACCCGGUCUCGCCAUUCGUAUCCUCGGCCCCGUCACGCGUGACCAGGUCAAGAUCCUCCAACAGGCGGACAGCAUCUACAUCGAGGAGAUCCGCAAGGCGAAUCUCUACGACCAGAUCAGCCAAGCGUUCGCUGUGCUUCUCCCUGUCAAGGCAGUCGGCGUUAUGGGCGACGCACGGACCUACGAGCAGGUUAUCGCGCUCCGUGCGGUGCAGUCCGAGGACUUCAUGACGGCCGACUGGUUCGUCUUCCCCGCCGAGGUACUCCGCCGCAUCUCGUCGCGGAUCACAAACGAGGUGCAAGGGAUCAAUAGGGUUACGUAUGAUAUCUCGUCGAAACCACCUGCGACGGUGGAGUGGCUAUAGAUCUAUAGAUAUCAAAGCAAUCAAAUAUCAAAGC